This is a messenger RNA of Lemur catta (Ring-tailed lemur), 3789 nucleotides long. It is a transcript of the gene ADAM12, whose product is annotated as ADAM metallopeptidase domain 12. Gene Ontology annotation, molecular function: metalloendopeptidase activity. Gene Ontology annotation, biological process: proteolysis. Bases 146 to 2704 code for a protein of 852 amino acids. Lineage: Eukaryota; Metazoa; Chordata; Mammalia; Primates; Lemuridae. The transcript has 22 exons. The record is from RefSeq and is a predicted model, not a curated record.
UUAUGUGAUAAGCUUCUGAUGCCAAACUUCUCCCAACCAGAAUGAAAAAUGUUCUCCUUUUGAUUCAGGGGUGAGCUCACGGGACCACGGAGGAGCUCGUGAAGUCGCCGGCGCUUCUCUUCUCAGCGGAGACCUCGGGAUCCCGAUGAACAGCCUCGACUCGAAGAAUCAUCCAGAAGUGCUGAAUAUUCGAAUACAACUGGAAAGCAAAGAACUGAUCAUAAAUCUGGAGAGAAAUGAAGGUCUCAUUGCCAGCAGCUUCACGGAAACCCACUAUCUGCAAGAUGGUACUGAUGUCUCCCUCACUCGAAAUUACACGGUAAUUCCGGGUCAUUGUUACUACCACGGACACGUGCAAGGACAUUCUGAUUCCGCGGUCAGCCUCAGCACUUGUGCUGGUCUCAGGGGACUUAUUAUGUUUGAAAAUGAAACCUACGUCUUAGAACCAUUGGAAAAUGCAACCCAGAGAUACAAACUCUUCCCAGCAAAGAACCUAAACAGCACGUGGGGAUUGUGUGGAUCUCGUCAUAACACAUCAGGCCUCGCUGCGGAUAACACAUUCUCGCCACCCUCUCACAUGUGGGCAAGAAGGCAUAAAAGAGAGACCCUCAAGAUGACCAAGUACGUAGAGCUGGUUAUCGUAGCAGACAACCGAGAGUUUCAGAGGCAAGGAAAAGAUCUGGAAAAAGUUAAGCAGCGAUUAAUAGAGAUUGCUAAUCACGUUGACAAGUUUUACAGGCCACUGAACAUUCGGGUAGUGUUGGUAGGCGUGGAAGUAUGGAAUGACAUUGACAAAUGCUCUAUAAGUCAGGACCCGUUCGCCAGCCUCCAUGAAUUUCUGGACUGGAGGAAGAUGAAGCUUCUACCUCGAAAAUCCCACGACAAUGCACAGCUCAUCAGUGGGGUUUAUUUCCAAGGGACCACCAUCGGCAUGGCGCCCAUCAUGAGCAUGUGCACCGCGGAACAGUCCGGAGGAGUUGUCAUGGACCAUUCAGACAGCCCCCUUGGUGCGGCCGUGACCCUGGCACAUGAGCUGGGCCACAAUUUCGGAAUGAAUCACGACACACUGGAGAGAGGCUGCAGCUGCAAGACGGCGGCCGACAGAGGAGGCUGCAUCAUGAACCCUUCAACUGGGUACCCGUUUCCCAUGGUGUUCAGCAGCUGCAGCCGGAAGGACUUGGAGACCAGCCUGGAGAAAGGCAUGGGGAUGUGCCUCUUUAACCUGCCGGAAGUCAAGCAGUCUUUCGGGGGCCAGAAGUGUGGGAACGGAUAUGUGGAGGAAGGAGAGGAGUGUGACUGUGGGGAGCCCGAGGAAUGUACGAAUCGCUGCUGCAAUGCCACCACCUGCACCCUGAAGCCAGACGCUGUGUGCGCUCACGGGCUGUGCUGUGAAGACUGUCAGCUGAAGCCUGCGGGGACAGCGUGCAGGGGCUCCAGCAACUCCUGCGACCUCCCAGAGUUCUGCACGGGGGCCGGUCCCCACUGCCCAGCCAACGUGUACCUGCACGACGGGCACCCGUGUCAGGGGCUGGAUGGCUACUGCUACAACGGCAUCUGCCAGACCCACGAGCAGCAGUGCGUCACCCUCUGGGGACCAGGUGCUAAACCUGCCCCUGGGAUCUGCUUUGAGAGAGUCAACUCUGCAGGUGAUCCUUACGGAAACUGUGGCAAAGACUCCAAGAGUUCCUUUGCCAAGUGUGAGAUGAGGGAUGCUAAAUGUGGGAAAAUCCAGUGUCAAGGAGGUGCCAGCCGGCCUGUCAUUGGUACCAAUGCUGUUUCCAUAGAAACAAAUAUCCCACUGCAGGAAGGAGGCCGGAUUCUGUGCCGGGGGACCCACGUGUACUUGGGCGAUGACAUGCCGGACCCAGGGCUGGUGCUUGCGGGCACGAAGUGUGCAGAUGGAAAAAUCUGCCUCAAUCGUCGAUGUCAAAAUGUUAGCAUCUUUGGUGUUCACGAGUGUGCACUGCAGUGCCACGGCAGAGGGGUGUGCAACAACAGGAAGAACUGCCACUGUGAGGCCCACUGGGCACCUCCCUUCUGUGACAAGUUUGGCUUUGGAGGAAGCACAGACAGUGGCCCCAUCCGGCAAGCAGAUAACCAAGGUUUAACUAUAGGAAUUCUGGUGACCAUCCUGUGUCUUCUUGCUGCUGGAUUUGUGGUUUAUCUCAAAAGGAAGACCUUGAUACGACUGCUGUUUACAAAUAAAAAAACCACCAUUGAAAAGCUAAGGUGUGUGCACCCUUCCCGGCCAGCCAACGGCUCCCAUCCUGGGCAGCCUCACCUCACCCACCUUGGGAAAAGCCUGAUGAGGACGCCGGCAGAUUCCAACCUCCCUACGAACAACACCAGGAGAUGGCCACCAUGUCCGAAUGUUGACAUCAGCAGACCCCUCAAAGCCCUGGACCUGCCCCAGUCACCUCAGCGAGUACUUCCUCCCCUGCACCAGGCUCCACGUGUACCCACUGUCCCCGCCAGACCCCUGCCAGCCACCCCUGCACUUCGGCAGGCCCAGGGAACCCGAAAGCCCAACCCUCCUCAGAAGCCUCUGCCUGCAGGCCCUGUUAGCAGGACAACUCCAUUUGGCAGCACCCUGGGGAGGACCCUGGGGCAGCAAGAGCCUGGGCUCCGCCUGGCACCCCUCAGACCUGCUCCUAAGUAUCCACACCAAGUGCCCAGAUCUGCCCACACCGCCUAUAUUAAGUGAGAAGCCGACACCUUUUUCAACCGUGAAGACAGAAGUUUGCACUAUCUUUCAACUCCAGUAGGAGUUAUUUUUUUGUACCAACUUUAAUGUUUGAAACACCAUUACUUUAAGAACUUCGAGCUACUGCCGUCGGUGCUGUGCUAUGCUAUGGUGCUCUGUAUACUUGCUCAGGUACUUGUAAAUUAUUAAUUUAUGCAGAAUGUUUAUUACAGUGCAGUGUGCUGUAAUAGGCAUUUUUACCAUCACUGAGUUUUCCAUGGAAGGAAGGCUUGUGCUUUUAAUGUUUUAGUGAACUUGAAAUAUCCUGCUUGAUGGGAUUCUGGACAGGAUGUUUACUUUCUGAUCAAGGCUUUAUUGGAAAGCGGUUCCCCAACUACCCGGGGCUGUGGUUACGGUACCAGACACAGCUCAAGAGACCCCAGGCAGAACGGCGAGUGGUUUUCUGGAAUCCCUAUCUCAAGCCAGCGCUGAGGGGGCUUUAGGUCCAGGCUGUGCUUGGCUUUCAGGGAGGUUUUCUGGGUCCCUUCACAGCUGACAGGCAGAGCCCAACAGGCUCCACCUUGAAGUGGGGGGCCAGCAGGGAAAAAUCUGGUUUCUGGCCAGGAAGCUUUGGAGAGAAGCUGAAUUGCAAACAGGAAUUUUAAGGUGUGGCCACACCAGGUUAGAGGCUGGACCACGAGGCGAGCAGAAACUUGACCUGGAGCUGACCAGCCUUGAGCACGGUUGGAGGGCAGGCAGAGAAGAGAGCUGUAGUAUUGCUCAAGGUUUUACUUUAUAGAAACACCAAGCUCUCCUUUUUCUGGCUGCCCUUUACAGAGUGCUGGCAUCAGCACAUUAUUUGGAUUGGGAAAGGUGGUGUUUCUACAAGAAAGCUACUGCCCAGGCAGUGCAACCCUCCAUCUCCCUGUACUCUUGGAGCUAACCAAAUUACCCCAUUGUCUUCUCAGCUGUAAUGCAAUGAUCCUGCAUUCAGAUAGAUAGAUGAGGCUUUCCAUGGGACUGUAACUAUUUUCAGAUGUGAACCAGAAACCAGAUCUAGUCAAUCAAUUCUGUAAAUAAAAAUCUCCUUUUACUGCAAGGUUCAA